This is a messenger RNA of Gloeophyllum trabeum ATCC 11539, 773 nucleotides long. RefSeq lists its product as uncharacterized. The transcript is spliced from 3 exons. The record is from RefSeq and is a predicted model, not a curated record. Lineage: Eukaryota; Fungi; Basidiomycota; Agaricomycetes; Gloeophyllales; Gloeophyllaceae. The coding region runs from base 1 to 477 and encodes 158 amino acids.
AUGACGGGAGGAAAUCCGUACGAGAGACUCAAGCGAGAUGAUAUCCUCUCGACGCCACUCUACCACAUCUAUUGGACCUACUCUUCUCCCUCCGAGCCUUCCUGGAGGCAGAAACGCCCUCGUUCAUCCCGCUACGUAUUGGGUUUCCUGCUCACCGAUGAAGUAGCUGCGAGAGCAUGCGAGACGCACGACCUAUCCCCUGAGGAAUAUAAAGAUAGCCAUAUUAUACGUCGCUGGGUCGUCGGGGAGCUCACCGAAAAAUACCACCUGCCGAACCGCUGGAUCAACUCGCCCGCGCUCGUGUACAAAGACCGCACGCACUCCACGCUGCGGAAUGUCGUCGCGCUCGUGGACCUUCGGUCGGCGGAUCCCAGCGAGCGCGGACCCCCGAGCGUAGAGAUGGUAGAGCAGAUUGCGGACGAGCUCAAGCUCGAGGGCGAGGCUCGCGAGCCGCGCUGGUAUCUGCUCGCCGAGUAGGACUAGGCGUGUGGUGCAUCGAUAUCGAUGUCCUGUGGCGCACGGUACCCUUCAUCUUCAUAGUAACAUCCUUGAAACGCCGAAGUCCUACUCCACGCCUUAUUGUCGUACUUAUUCCCCGUCAUACCUCAAUCCCUUCCCUACUGCGAACUGCGUAGCAUGCCCCGACGCCUCGUCCAUCGCAAAUGUCCCUUUCGCCGAUGAUACUGUUGUCCUAAGUCCAAAGCUGGUACACAACGCGGUCGACCUCUGUUCGAACUUGGAUUUGAGAGUCCUGCUGAACCAUAUCCCCCCGG